Lineus longissimus is the source of this 18379-nucleotide messenger RNA. RefSeq names its product ryanodine receptor-like. The record is from RefSeq and is a predicted model, not a curated record. Gene Ontology annotation, cellular component: Z disc; sarcolemma; calcium channel complex. The transcript has 118 exons. Bases 227 to 16177 code for a protein of 5316 amino acids. Gene Ontology annotation, molecular function: calcium ion binding; protein binding; ryanodine-sensitive calcium-release channel activity. Lineage: Eukaryota; Metazoa; Nemertea; Pilidiophora; Heteronemertea; Lineidae. Gene Ontology annotation, biological process: striated muscle contraction; intracellular calcium ion homeostasis; release of sequestered calcium ion into cytosol by sarcoplasmic reticulum.
GUAUCAUUAAGGAGGUUCUUCAGGCUGGUCUUCUACUGCUCACCAGCACAGCUUCGGUUUUUGGCGAACUUCUACUUAUAUUCUGGUAGCUUGGUUACCCUUCUGUAGCCAGGUUUACCACUGAUAAUUAGGAUGCUUUGUCGAUUUUUAGCUUAGCUGACGUGGCAACGCUAGGCUAACCGGUGUAUUCGUUUGCUAAAAAAAAGCGCGAGGACCGAUUUUAACCAUGGCUGAGGAAGGACACUCGGAGCAGGACGAUGUUUCAUUCUUGAGGACGGAUGAUAUGGUCUGCAUGACCUGUGUGGCCCAUUUCUCAAAGGACACACAAGAUGGGGAGAGAGUAUGCCUUGCAGCAGAAGGCUUCGGUAACCGAAUGUGCUUUCUGGAAAACACAUCAAACAAAAAUGUCCCACCAGAUUUGUCUGUCUGUAUAUUCGUCCUUGAGCAAGCUCUCUCGGUGCGGGCGUUACAAGAAAUGGUCUCAACAACUGCCACACAGGAAACGAAAGGUGCCAAGAAGGAGGAGGUGCCAGCUGAGGAGGGGCAGGAAGGGAAACCUGCUGCCGUUGAAACUAUGGCUGCCCAAUCAGGCCACAGAACCCUUCUCUAUGGUCAUGCCGUUCUCCUCAGGCACCUACACAGCAACAUGUAUUUGACGUGUCUGUCCACGAGUUCUUCCAAUGACAAGCUGGCCUUUGAUGUAGGCUUACACGAGACAGCCGAAGGUGAAUCAUGCUGGUGGACCAUCCACCCUGCAUCCAAGCAGAGGUCUGAAGGAGAGAAAGUUCGAGUUGGUGAUGAUUUGAUACUUGUUAGUGUAGCAUCUGAAAGAUAUUUGCACAUUGGAAGUGGCCAUAGUGUUAUAGCAUCCUUCCAGCAGACACUAUGGACUGUCGCCCCGGUCUGUUCUGGAGCAAUCAGACAGAAGUCCAUGGGUAUGGUGUUCGGUAGCGAUGUGGUGAGGCUAUUUCACGGCCACAUGGAUGAGUGUUUGACGAUACCUCAAGCCGGCAGUGAUAAUGAGCACAAUGCUGUGAUGUACGAAACGGGAGCUGUUUGCUCACAUGCUAGAUCACUAUGGAGGAUUGAACAUAACAAGUUGAAAUGGGCUGGUGGUUUCAUGACGUGGGGCUCACAGUGCCGUUUGCGUCAUGUGACGUCCGGCCGAUACCUAGCGGUCGGAUUGGACAACCAGGUCAUAUCUGUCCACAGGUCUAAAGCCGAUGAAGACUCUACACUGUUUUAUCUCAGACAAUCAAAGGAUGACCGCAAACACUCUGACCACCGUGAAGACGAAGGUAUGGGCAGUCCCGACAUCAAGUAUGGUGACUCGAUGGUAUUCAUUCAACACUGUCAGUCGAAUCUGUGGUUAUCCUACCAAACGUACGAGACGAAGAAAAGAGGUGUUGGACGGGUGGAAGAGAAGAAGGCUGUGAUGUUGUCAGAAGGCCACAUGGACGAUGGCUUCACCCUUUCAAGAGCACAGGAAGAAGAAUCAAGAUCCGCAAGGGUUAUUCGUAAAUGCAUCUCACUUUUUAGCCGAUUCAUCAAGGCAUUGAAUGCCUUGAAGGUUGAUGGCACAAAGAGCCCCAUUUGGCAGCGUGUCAGUUUAAGUGAGGUGAACAAGUGUCUGGAGGACCUCAUUGAAUAUUUCGUGCAACCGGCAGAAGACGAAGAACAUGAAGAAAAGCAAGCAAAACUCAAAGCUCUCAGGAACAGACAAGAUCUUUUCCAGGAAGAAGGAAUGAUUGCCCUUGUCCUGGAGACGAUCGACAAAGUCAGCCAGUACAAGAACAAACGCCACUUUGCCCACUAUGCAGGAGAAGACAAUGCUGAUCUCUACGAUGACAUUUCUAGCUACCUUUACUUGCUACUGGCUGCCAUGAUCAAAGGGAACCGUGCGAACUGUUCCCAAUUUGCUCAAUCUGCCCGGCUUGAUUGGCUCGUCAACCGCCUUGAGAGUCAGCAGUCAUCGAAGGGUGUCCUUGAUGUGUUACAUUGUGUGCUGAUUGAUUCCCCAGAAGCCCUGAACAUGAUUAAGGAGAACCACAUCCGAACCAUUAUCUCUCUCAUAGAUAAACAUGGUCGAGACCCAAAGGUGCUUGAAGUUCUGUGUUCCCUCUGUGUUGGUAAUGACGUGGCCGUGCGGACCAACCAGAAUCUCAUCUGUGAUAACCUACUGCCGGGCAGAGACCUGCUUCUUCAAACCAAAGUCGUGGAUGAAGUGACGAGCGUUCGGCCAAAUGUUUUUGUUGGUCUGAAGGAAGGCUCACCAAUCUACAGGCGUUGGUACUAUGAGAUGAUCGUAGAUGAUAUCGAGACAGUGUCACACACUGGAACCAAGCCACAUAUCCGAGUGGGCUGGGCGGACACAGAGGGUUACCAGCCGUACCCUGGUGGUGGAGAACACUGGGGUGGAAACGGUGUCGGUGACGACUUGUAUUCGUAUGGCUUUGAUGGACAGUUUCUAUGGACAGGUGGAGUUGCAAGGAAGGUCCGAGUAAUCAACCAUGGUCUCCAACGUGGAGAUAUCGUUGGUUGCUACCUGGACCUUGGAGCACCGUCAAUGACAUUUGAGGUGAACGGGAUCCGAGUCAAGGGUAUCUUCCGAGACUUCAACCUCAAGGGCAUGUUCUUUCCCAUUGUCAGCUUGUCUUCGAAAGUAUCGUGUCGUUUCAUCCUCGGAGGGGAGCAUGGCCGCCUCAGGUUUGGCCCCCACGAAGGCUUUGCCCCUGUCUGCGAGUCACUCCUUCCCAAAGAGAAGCUGAAGAUUGAACCGUGCUUCCAUGUGGGUGACGUCCAGAGAUGUGUGAUAGCAGGGCCAGGAGAGUCUUUGAAAGACAAUGCAAUCUUUGUCCCAAAUCCAGUGGAUACGUCUCAUAUUCAACUCCCAACGUACAUUGAGUCUGUGAGGGACAAGCUGGCAGAGAACACCCAUGAACUCUGGGCCAUGAGCAAGAUAGAGAAUGGUUGGACAUAUUCUGAUGUGCGUGACGAUGCCAGAAGGAAACACCCUUGCCUGACAACCUUUGAGAGGUUGCCACAGACAGAUCGACAGUUUAACAUCACCGUGGCAUUUGAGAUGCUCAGGACCCUCUUGGCCCUUGGGUACCACAUCAGCAUUGACCAAGCCAAGAAAGAUGCCCGUCUCAAGACUCUCAAACUACCACAGAAUUUUCUACAGACCAACGGAUACAGGCCAACCCCUCUUGACUUAUCAACGGUUCAACUGACUGAGAGGAACGAAGAGCUUGUGGACCUGCUGGCAGAGAAUACUCACAUGGUCUGGGCAAGGGAUAGAAUCAAGCAGGGUUGGACAUAUGGACACUCAGAGGAUGCUGUCAACAAGAGAAGUCCAUUCCUUGUCCCAUACAGCAAGUGUGAUGAGAACAUCAAAAGGGCAAAUAGGGAGACAGCCAGUGAGAGUGUAAAGACAUUAAUAGCAUUUGGCUACAACCUGGAUCCACCAACCAAUGAGUCUGGAGAAAGUGGCAAGGCACAGCAAGUAACUGACAAGAAGAAGUCAAUGCGCUUGUAUCGGGCAGAAUACACCUAUGCUGUGACAUCAGGAAAAUGGUACUACGAGUUUGAAGUGAUCACCCCUGGUGAUGCCAGGAUUGGCUGGGCAAAGAUCACCUCAAAACCAAACCAUGAGCUUGGCUCUGAUGACCAGUCGUACGUUUUUGAUGGAUUCUUGGCUCGCAAGUGGCACCAAGGCUCUGAGCCGUAUGGCAAGAUAUGGCAACGCGGAGACACCAUUGGCUGUAUGCUUGAUCUCACAGACAAGACCGUCAGUUUCUCGCUGAAUGGUGAGCUAAUGAUGGAUCACAUGGGCCAGGAGAUAGCCUUCAAGAAUGUUGAUACAGCAGUUGGUUAUGUGCCAGCUUUCUACCUGGGUUGCCUGCAGCAGGGCAAACUCAACUUCGGGCAGGACGUCAACAGCCUCAAGUAUUUCACGUGCUGUGGCUUACAGGAGGGAUAUGAACCAUUCUGCGUGAACAUGACCCGAAACAUGCCACUCUGGUACGGUAAGGAGCAGGCAAUGUUCAUCCCUGCUGACAGUAGCCACCCGAGGAUUGAGGUCAACAAGUCGGCCGGCGGUGGUACAGCAGCCCCAUGCCUGAGGGUUGUAUCCAAGACGUUUGGAACUCUUGAAAAGAGUCGCUUGGAAUUCCUUCGUCUCAGCUUACCUGUCAAAACUAUGGACAGAGCCUUGGCAAAGGAGAAAUCGGUGACCAUGGACAGCAGAAUGAAUAUGGAGAACCUCCGUCGCGGCCAGAUGGAUAUCACCGAGGAAGGUCACGAACGAGGGUAUAACGAUGCUGCCUAUAGCUCUGCUGAUGUGGAGAGGGGAACCAAAGUCAUUGCUGGUAUGGCUGAUGACACCGAAAGGAAGCGGAAAGUACCCAUUAUACCAAAUCAAACACCAAUUAUGCAGCUGGACGGUGGGCCUCACGGUCGGGAGUCUGCUGGCCAGAACCACCAUGUUUCCUUCUUUGCGGGCCAGUCAGAUUCAUUACGGCGUAUUGUUCAUGAUAACUACAGUAACGAUCACGGUCACGGCUCAGACACGCUCAGAUCAGACUAUUCUUAUAGCAGUAGUGCUUACAUGUCCAAUGCAGAAGAUGACGAGCAUCCCUACACAAGAGGAAUGGUGAAUGGCGAUAUGGCCAGAUCUUCUACAAUGCCAGCUAGAGGAUUCAGCGACGACAUGCAGACAGACAUCAGACGUCAGCAGUUCCGUACCCAACAGGGACAAUCCUAUGACGACUCCAUGGGUGACAGACGAGACAUGAAAGCCGGUCUCCGUGCGUCUGCAAGCGAAACGAUGAUCUUAGACCCCGCGGAAGACUUCCUCGGAGUUCCUAAAACACAGCGGUCGAGUUCCAAAUUCUCCCUUCUGGAAAAAUUCCAUGAUACUUCGAAGGCGAUUGCUGAUAAAGCAAAAGCAGAUGCAGCCAAACAGGCCAAGUCGCCAUUUGCCAAGUUUAAGAAGCAAUUCUCCAAAGAUCCUUCCAUGGGUGAGAGGUCAAAAUCUGAAGAAAAGCCAAAGAAAGAAAAGAAAGGCGCAAAGUUAAGCAAGCAGCAAAAACGGUCCGUUGCAAAUCAAGAUCUGGAUAUCAGAGAGAUGGAGGCACGUCUGGAAGCUCAGGCCAACAUUAUGCCAGUUGAUCCAGAAUUUGGCAUGGAACCUGAAAACAAUGACGGUGCAAUGACGGAACAGGAGACUCGUGAAUUAGAAGCGAUGGCAGACCAGAUCAAUUCAUAUUUUUAUGGGAUACGUAUCUUCCCUGGUCAAGAUCCGGCCAAUAUUCAUGUUGGUUGGGUGACCUCUGGGUUCCACACGUAUUGCGACCAGUUUGAUAUCAAGAAUAUCCGGAACGUCGUCGUCUGCCAGUUGGAUGCGGAGUAUAGGAUCAAACAAAGCGUUGGUCUAAAGAACUGCUACAUGGUGUCUGCGGGCACCCUCCAACAAAGGUAUGGUGGUCAAGACGACUCGGCCACCAAACGCCAGGCAUCGGGUGUUGUUAUUGGCUGUGUUGUGGAUACUGCCAACGGCCAGCUGAGCUUCACGUUCAAUGGGAGGGAAGUGGCCAAUAAGUUCCAUGUUGAUCCUGGCACCAAGCUGUACCCUGCUGUGUUCUGUGAACCAACAAGCAAAGAAAUGUUCCAGUUUGAGCUUGGGAGGAGGAGAAAUGCACUACCCCUGUCUGCCUGCUUGUUCCGAUCGAGUAAGAAGGAUGUUAAUCCCCAGUGUCCACCUCGCCUGGACAUCCAGAUCAUGAAGCAGGCCCAGUGGUCGCGGGUACCGGAUAUGUCUCUGUCUGUCCAUACGCUCAAGAUGUCCGACAUCAGGGGCUGGAGUAUGCUCUGUGAAAAUCCAGUGUCUUUCAUGGCUCUUCACAUCCCAGAAGAAGACAAGUGCCUCGACAUACGAGAACUUAGUGAACAUACAGAACUGCUCAACUUCCACGCCAAGAGUCUGUACCUCUACUGGGCAGUGUGUUCGCAUGGUAAUCACAAGGUGGCGCACACACUCAUUAAACACAUCGACGUGAUCCAGUUCAUGUACUGCAUCACGAAUGAAUGCCUCCCGGGUCCGCUCAGGAUGGGGUACCACAACCUGCUCAUAUGUAUGCACUUGGAGACACAUGCGAAAGAAAUGCUGAGUACCCAGAAUGAAUACAUCAUCCCCAUGGAAAUGGACAAAAAGAACUCAAAGGAGAUGCUGAACAAAGCUCUCCAGGGAGAAGUGUUCAGUGACAACCUUUCCAUCCCAGGCGGUGAUAUCGUCUCGAUCAGGCCUGAGCUAGAGCUGAAAUAUUCUGGUCCAACCUUUGAUGAGGGUAACAAGCGAGCCAUGCACAGCCCAGCCUUCCCCAUUGAUGAUCUCAAAAGAUACAUCAUGAAGAAUCUGAACGAGGCUGUAAAGAAGGGACACUCGCAUAUCAGAGACCCAAUUGGAGGAACAAGCGAAAACCUUUUCGUUCCUAUCCUACGCGUCUGUGACAACCUUCUCGUGAUGGGGGUCCUCGAUGAAUCUGACACACACCAACUCAUGAUGCUCAUUGAUCCAAAGUCCAUUGAUGUUAACUUGGAAACGGAAGAGAAAGGACUCCUGAAUAUGAAAGUUGAUGAACCAGUUAAGCUAGAGUUGUGUCGCAUCAUGCAGCAUCUCUGCGACUGCCAGCUCAGACGAAGAGUUGAGAUUCUCUCCGGCUUCUCAGCAGAUUUUGUCAAGGAUUGCCAGAAUGACCAGAAGAAGAGAUACAAUGAGGUGAAGCAGGCGGAUCUCCCCAUGUCCGUGGCGGCCAAAAAGACAAGGGAAUUCAGAUGUCCUCCCGUAGAGCAGAUGCGGUAUCUGUUACAUUUCAAAGCAGACGCUGAAGACGAGGACUCCGAGUUUUGUUCCUGCACCGAUGAACUCAAGGAAGUUCUCCGGAAAUUCCAUGAUAGUCUUCUCACCUCGGUCUCACUGCCGAAAACAGACGGCGGGGACGAAGAAGAGGGCGAGCAGGUGCCACCGGUCACGUUCGUGGAUAAGAUUAACGCGCUGAUAAAUGGCGCUCCACCACCAGAACCACCUCCGCCAAAGAUCAUAGAUGAUUCAGCUCAUACUGGCCCAGUUCCAUUGUGUCGUCUGAUUAGUAACUGCGUGGUGAAGUGGGGCAAGUCGGACUUCAUUGAGAAUCACGAUCUCGUGAGGGAGAUGUUCAGUCUGCUGCAUCGACAGUACGAUGGACUAGGAGAGCUGAUGCGCGCCCUUGAUAAGACAUAUGUGAUCAGUGCUGUCAGCCACUCUGAUGUGGCAAGUCUCUUGAAAGCAUUAGGAACCAUCCGGUUACUACUUUCAGUACAGGUGGACACGGACGAGGAGGCAUUGCUCAAGACUAAUCUUUGGACCACUAUGGACAAUAAGAUCUUCUUCCAGCAUCCCGACCUGAUGCGAGCACUGUGCGUCCACGAGACGGUAAUGCAACUGAUGGUCAACACGCUCACCAAGGCACAAUCUCAAACUGGAAACGAGGAUGGCACCGAUGAAACAAAGGAUGGCUCCGCAGACAUGGUUGUGACGUGUUGUCGUUUCUUGUGCUAUUUCUGCCGAACUGGUCGCCACAAUCAGCGGGCCAUGUUUGAGCAUCUGGCAUACAUGUUAGAAAACAGUGGAAUGUUGCUGUCUCGUCCAUCACUGCGAGGUUCUUGUCCACUGGACGUCGCCUAUUCCUCGCUAAUGGACAACAAUGAGCUAGCACUGGCACUGCGAGAAUCUAAUCUGGAGCGUAUAACCCAGUACCUAGCCCGAUGUGGUGUCCAGGCGAAUAUUGACCUCAUCAACAAGGGCUAUCCAGAUAUUGGCUGGGAUCCGGUCGAAGGAGAGCGAUUUUUGGACUUCCUGAGGUUCUGUGUCUGGGUAAAUGGUGAGAGCGUUGAAGAAAAUGCCAACUUGGUGGUGCGGCUCCUUAUCCGACGCCCCGAAUGUCUUGGUCCGGCCCUGCGUGGGGAAGGAGGAGGCCUGCUCAAGGCCAUCAAGGACGGCAUCAAGAUGUCCGAGCAGAUCGCAGCAGCCAAGGGGAGCGCAUCUGUCUCCUUCCUAGCAGCUGUCAAUGAUGUGGAUGACUCGGGUGGCCAGUACCUGAAUCAGAGGAAGUAUGAUUUCUCCACACUACCACCCCAGGAUGACGAAGACUACAUCGACAUCGGUGACUCCAUCCUGGGCUUCUACACUGUACUCGUUGACCUGUUAGGCCGCUGUGCACCUGAGUCUGAAGCCAUCAAGAGUGGACGCAGCGAUGCUCUUCGAGCCAGGGCAAUCCUGAGGAGUUUGGUGUCCAUGGAGGACCUGGAGGGCGUCCUUGCACUUCGGUUCAUCUUGCCUACUGCUCAACCGGAGACAGUUUAUGACGAAGAUGGUGAGCCUGAGGUGAAGGACACCGCUGGUAUGCCACCUGGCCUGUUGCCGAUUCACAAGUCUUCUAUCGUCAUGUUCCUGGAACGGGUGUACGGCGUCGACAGCCAGGAGACGUUCUUCAGGCUUCUGGAGGAAGGAUUCUUGCCUGACAUGAGGGCAGCUGUGUCACUGGAUACAGCUGCCGCCUCAGAGAGCGACAUGGCGCUAGCACUCAACCGCUACCUCUGUAACAAUGUGCUUCCAUUGUUGACGACCCACGCCCAUCACUUCAGCGACGCAGACCACUUCUCGGACCUGCUCGACUCCACACUCCAAAUAGCGUACAGGUUGUCUAAUUGCAAGUCACUUACCAAGGGACAGAGAGAGUGCUCGUCUGACUUCAUGGUGGCCCUGACAAGUCAGUUGCGGCCACCGAUGAUGACCAAGUUGCUGAAGAGGCUGACAGUGGACGUCCCAUCUCUUACGGAGAAUACAGUUGUCUCCCUAAGGGUGCUAAACAACCAUUAUGAGAGAUGCGGUCGAUACUAUGGCAGCGGAGGCUGGGGCUCACUCGGUUCAGCUACAGAAGAGGAGAAGAGACUGACCAUGGUUCUCUUCAGUGGAAUCUUUGAUUCUUUGGCAAAGAGGGCUUACGACCCAGAGCUGUUUUCCAAAGCUUUGCCUUGCUUGUCAGCCAUUGGUUGUGCCUUGUCACCUGACUAUGCCCUGACGCACCAAGAUGACAAUCUGUCUAAACCAAGUUCUUACGACACUGAUGGACCAUACGUGCCAAGACCGGUGGAUACAAACAGGAUGACCCUGAAUCAGCAGUUAGAAGGCAUUGUCUCACAGUUUGUCGAACAUUACCACGACUCUUGGGCGACUGUAAAGCUUGAUGAGGGCUGGGAGUUUGCUCAGUCGUAUGAUGAUGAAAAGAUGACCCAUCCAUUCCUCAAACCUGUACACAUGCUGUCACUCAAGGAUCAAGACAACCUGAUGAGUCCGGUUCGUGAGUCGUUGAAGACCAUGCUUGUCUGGGGAUGUAGCCUUGACUUGGAAGAAUCAAAGUCUGGAGGACCACAGAAGAAGAGAAGAGGAGACAGACCAAAAUCAGAGUCGCCCCACGGCUACAACCCCCAGCCUGUAGAUUUGAGGAACGUGACACUGUCUCGGGAGAACCUACAACUUGCUGAGAAGUUGACGGAGAACGUGCAUGCUGUCUGGGCUCAGCGGAAGAUUGGGGAACUCAGUGCUAUUGGAGAAGGUGUUCAUCCUCGAUUGGUUGCCUAUGACCUUCUGACCGAUAUGGAGAAGCAGAAGGAUAGAAACCGCUCUCAGGAGUUGCUCAAGUUCAUGCAGAUGCAGGGCUACAGGAUCCAGAGCCACGGUUUUGACCGUGAUCAAAAGCAGAACAGAACCCAGGGUUUAAACGCAGAGGGUGAAAACAGCGGUGGGGCGCCUGCCAUGGAGAAACGCUUCGCCUACAGUCUGCUCCAGAAACUGCUGGAAUAUGUCGACAAGGCUGCGUUGAAUCUGAACCAAUCAAAACCAAGUACUAAGUUCAGUCGUAGGAACAGCUACUCAACUGCUACUGAGGAUGUCAAAUUUUUCGGAAAGGUUGUAUUGCCGCUGGUUGAGAAAUACUUCCGUGCACACCGAUCGUAUUUUGUGUCCCCAACGCAGAUGACCUCCUCACAUGGCACGGCGUCGGCUAAAGAGAAGGAGAUGACCUGCAGCUUGUUCUGUAAGCUUGCCGCCUUGCUUAGAGUGAAGAUCACAGCGUUUGGUCACGAUGUGGACAUAUCGGUCCGAUGUCUCCAGGUGCUAGUACAGGCCAUAGAUGCAAGGAGCGUUGUCAAAAACAGCCCAGAGAUUGUACGAUCGUCUCUCCUGCCAUUCUUCAACCACGCUGCACACGACCUUAACCAAACCGUCCAGAAUCUCAAGGUCAAUCGCUUCAGCCACGUCAAGGGUACAAUAAGUCGAGGUGCUACCAGUAUCAACUAUGUCCAUAUGGUGCUACUCCCAGUGCUGUCGUCAAUGUUUGAACAUUUGGGGAGGAACGGUUACGGAUCUGAUCUCUUGUUGGAUGACUUACAGUUGUGCUGCUACCGAAUCCUGAAUGCUCUCUAUACACUUGGAACCAGCGGGUCACAGUUCGUAGAGAGGGAUGCUAUUUAUGGUGAACUCACCAGGCAUCGUCCGAUCCUUGGAGAGUGUGUGGCGUCAUUCGCCAGUACCUUCCCAGUCGCCUUCCUCGAGCCAGACCUCAACAAGUACAACAAGAACUCGGUCGUCUACGGAAUAGAAGGAAAGAUCGAGGAGCAUUCAUUAGAAGCAAGGGAAGUGAUGGAGAGCUUAGCUGAGAAUUUGCCGCUACUCGACAAGAUAGUACAAGAGAUUGAGGAACUUGCCGAGUCCGGAGGAAAGUACGCCGAAGCGCCACACGUGAUUGAAGUCACGUUACCUAUGCUUUGUAGCUAUCUGCCUUUCUGGUGGUGCCGAGGCCCGGAUAGUGUGUCAGUGGAGGGAAAAUUUGCGGGCCAUGAAGAGGUCCAGGAUACUCGGCAGUCCAUCUUCAUCCCAGAGGCCAGCAAUGUUACGACUGUGACGGCAGAGCUGAUGAACAAGGUCCUCGGAAAUGUGAUGAAGUUGAUCAAGAAUAACAUUGGCUCACCAGACGCUCCUUGGAUGACAAGGAUUGCCACUCGCACUCAACCGAUCAUCGUAAACGCGACAGCAGACAUGCUGCGUGAACACAUCCUACCUGUGGCGCAGAAGCUCAAAGAGCAGGCAGAGCAGGUGGAGAAAGAUGAAGAAGAGUUCCAUAUCCUGAAGAGGAGUGGUCAGGAUGUUGGGGAAGAGGAGGGGAUCGUUCAGGAGCAUUUUCAAAUCCUUGUGCGAGACAUCUAUGCCUUCUACCCGCUCCUGAUCAAGUAUGUGGACCUGCAUCGUUCCCACUGGCUCAAACACCCGACACCAGAUGCGGAGGAACUCUAUCAGUGUGUCGCUGACAUCUUCUAUCUGUGGUCGAAGUCACCAUACUUCAAGAGGGAAGAGACGAACUUUAUGACGCAGCACGAGAUCAACAACAUGGCACUGAUCAUGCCCAGCAAUGCCACGAGCGGUGCCCGACAAGACGAGAACAACCCUGGCAAGCCGGCCAAGAGGAAACGAGAGAAGAAGGAUGUUGGGCACUAUACGAGUCUGAACACCGCAGCUCUGAAACGUCUUCUCCCGCUAGGGUUGAAUAAGUUCGGUGGGCAGGAACAGGAGUUGGUGCAGCAGGCCAAGCAAAAGCUCAUAGAGAAGGAACCUGAAGCAGAAAUUGAAGACUAUGUCAAGAUGCUACUGCAAUCAGAAGAUAAGCUGGACGCCGACUCUGAUGCUAAGAUGAAAUGGCAGAAGCUACUGUAUAAGAAGAUUGGCGAGACAAAACAGAAAGCUGUGGUUGAGGUUGACCAAAAUAGCAUUAUGAAACGGGUCAUCAAUAUGGCUAAAGUACUCCAUGGACUGUAUCUGGUUGACCAUCCACCACCAUCCUUAAAGAAUGCUUGGAGGAGGCUGAUUUCAUCGCAGAAGAAGCGCGCUGUCAUGGCCUGCUUCAGGAUGAUACCGUUACAUAACUUGCCCCGUCAUCGCGUCGUCAACUUGUUCCUCAAGCAAUACCAGAGUAUGUGGUUGGAAGAAGAGGAGCAGCAAGUCAGUGACAUGAUUGAAGACUUGACAAAAUCGGACGAAGAACAACGAGAGAAGAAGGAGGAUGAGGAGGAAUCUCCCGAUCCGUUGAAACAACUCAUCACGACAUUCCAGCGUACGGCGACCACAGAGCAGAACAUGCAUCAUGAGGACUUCUUGUAUAUGGCGUACGCGGAGAUCAUGAGUAAGAGCUGUCACACGCAGGAUGGCGAUGACGAUGAUGAAGGGGAAGAGGGGGAUACUGGUGCUUCUUUCCAGCUGAAACUGGACAAAAUGAAGGAACAAGAAAUGGAAAAGAUGAAGACUCUGUUUGAGCAAGGUCGACUGUCUGACCGUGGGGCUGCGGAGAUGGUGCUACUCCACAUAUCAGCAUGCAAAGGCGAAUACAAUGAGAUGGUUGCGCGUACGAUUGAGCUCGGCAUCUCAUUACUCCUUGGUGGUAAUGUUGAUGUACAAAAGAGGAUGUUGAAGCAUCUGAAGGAAAAGAAAGACAUCGGAUUCUUCACAUCAGUCGCUGGACUCAUGCAGCAGUGCAGUGUCCUGGACCUUGAUGCAUUCGAGAGGACAAACAAAGCAGAAGGCCUCGGCAUGGCCGAGGGCAAUGCUGGCGUGAAGAAUCUCCACGACGCAGAGUUCACAUGCAAGCUCUUCCGAUUCCUCCAACUUCUGUGCGAAGGUCACAACUUGGACUUCCAGAACUACUUGAGAACUCAAGCAGGCAACAACACGACUAUCAACAUCAUUAUCUCGACUGUGGACUAUCUUCUGAGAAUACAGGAGUCGAUCAUGGACUUCUACUGGCACUACUCUGGCAAGGACACCAUAGAUGCUGCAGGCAAGGAAAGCUUCUGCCGAGCCAUCAAGGUCUCUGCACAAGUGUUUGCUACACUCACGGAGGACAUCCAGGGUCCAUGCCUGGGUAACCAACUUGCCCUCGCUCACAGCAGAUUGUGGGAUGCUGUCGGUGGAUUCUUGUACAUAUUUGCUCACAUGCAGGAGAAAUUAUCAAAGUCUGGGGACAAAUCGGGAAGUCCUAAUAGCGCGGUAAAAUUGAAGAAGGACCCAGAUCAGUUGGAGCUGCUGAGGGAGUUCAUGACCCUGCAGAAGGAGAUGAUGAUUAUGCUCCUCUCCAUGUUAGAAGGCAAUGUUGUAAAUGGUCCAAUUGGGAAACAGAUGGUGGACACACUGGUUGAGUCCUCAACCAACAUGGAUAUGAUCCUGAAAUUCUUUGAUAUCUUUUUGAAGAUGAAGGAUUUGACUACAUCAGAGGCAUUCCUGGAAUAUGACAAUAAUGGCGAUGGUUGGCUAUCGCGUAAAGAAUUCAGGCAGGCCUUGGAGGCCCAGAAAGUGUAUAAUGCGGAGGAGAUAGACUACAUCAUGAUGUGUGUGGACACCAACCAAGAUGGGAAAGUCGACUUCCUUGAGUUCACCGAUCGAUUCCACAACCCAGCAAAGGACAUCGGCUUCAACGUUGCUGUCCUGUUGACCAACUUAUCAGAACACAUGCCAAAUGACCCAAGACUAGAGCGCCUUGUUGCCAAAGCCAAGUCUGUUCUGGACUACUUCGUGCCAUUCCUUGGCAGGAUUGAGAUCCAGGGCAGUGCUGGAAGGAUCGAGAGAGUCUACUUUGAGGUGAAACAGUCCCACAUUGACCAGUGGUUAAAACCACAAAUCAGAGAAUCAAAGCGGACGUUCAUUCACAAUGCUAUCAAUGAAGGAGGUGACAAAGAGAAGCUGGAAUUCUUCGUAGACUUCUGUGAAGACACGAUCUUUGAGAUGCAACAUGCAACCAGUAUCACCGCCGAGGAGCCUCCACAAAGAGCAGCAUCAUCUGAUGGGGAGGGUGGAGCCAUGGGUAAGCUUGAUAUGAUCAAGGCAGGUGCCAACAGCCUGAAGGAUGGCUUCUUCUUCCUCUUGUCAUUCCUGACCUGGACGAAUAUCAAGGGGACGUACACAACCAUACGAGGCAUGUCGUUCGGAGAGAUGAUCGUUGGCCUGCUUACUCUGCAAGUCAAGUUUGGAGCGUGGUCUGUGUCGUUUGUUUACAAUGUGGUCACGACGUUCAUCCGGUUUAUUGCUGCCAUGAUGAUGGGUGACAAACAGGACCGUCCAAUGUAUGAUGCCCGGCGCAUGUCACUACCACCACCGUCGCUGAUGCUCAGACAGCAACUAGCGCUAACGGCUGCCAGUCAGUCGGAAUUCACUGAGGAAACAACGCCACCCAGUGGAGCACCAAUCAGGGUAUUCGGUGGUGUGGAUUUGGUCAGAGACAGCGAAGGAACUGGAUACAAGAUGCAGGCUCCUCUGACCCCUCAGUCCAGCUCUGACUACAGUGACGGUGAUAUUGGUGGUGACAUGGCAGUCACAACGAUAGAUGGUGGUGAGACAAUCAUGGCAGACGCAGCAUCCACCUCGCAAGCAAUACCGUUAACGAAUGCUGAUCAUGGUGAGAAGAAAGAGGGUAUGAAUGGUUCCCUUCCAUCCACUCCAAUCACCCCAGUCAGAAAAAGGAGUCUGGAGGCCCCUACAGGAGGUACUCCUACCCUGGCUGGACCUUCCAUUGCUGAGGAAGCACUACCUGAAGCGGAGGGCAAGGAUGCUGGAGACAAUGACUAUGGAAAGUUACUUCUGAGUUUCUUCGCGAGGAACUUCUACAACUUCAAGCUCAUUGCCCUGGUGUUUGCAUUCUUCAUCAACUUCAUGCUCCUCUUCUUCAAGGUGAGUGUUCUCUCCACAGAAGGUGAGGGCGGUGAAGCCGAAGGUAGCGGAGCAGCCGGCAGUGGUGGAGGAGCCGACGUGAAUGAUACGGUUGUCGAAGGAAACGGUGAAGAAGCUGCUGAACCAGGCGAGAUGGUCACGAUGAACGAAUCUGUGUACUACUUUGAUCAGUUGUUGAUGCUGCUAGCGUUCUUGCACAGCCUGGUUUCAUUGUCGUUGCUGGUGGCCUAUUACUGUCUCAAGGUGCCACUCGUUGUGUUCAAACGUGAGAAGGAGAUCUGCCGUCUGCUUGAGUUUGAGGGGAUGUGGGUGAGCGAGCAGCCAAGUGAGGACAAUCUGAAAGGACACUGGGACAAGUUGGCACUGAGUACGAAAUCCUUCCCCAACAGCUACUGGGACAAGUUUGUCAAGAAAAAGGUUCGCAACAAGUACAGUGAGCAGUAUGACUACGAUGAGAUCAGUAAUCUGCUGGGUAUGGAGAAGAAGGAGAAGAUCAACUUCUCGACCGAUCAGAAGACGGAGGAGGUGUCAGGAGUGUUACCAAAAUUCAUGACAGAGAUUGAUUGGCAGUACUCCAUCUGGAAGUGGGGCGUUAUCAUCACAGAUAAUUCGUUCCAGUACAACCUGUGGUACUUCCUCUUCUCCGUGAUCGGCAACUUCAACUACUUCUUCUUUGCCGCACAUCUUCUUGAUGUGGCCAUCAGUUUCAAGACUCUCAGAACCAUCCUCCAGUCCGUCACUCACAACGGAAAACAGCUCGUGUUGACUGUGAUGUUGACCAGCGUUGUGGUGUACAUCUACACCGUCAUUGCCUUCAACUUCUUCAGGAAGUUCUACGUGAAAGAGGAGGAUGGAAACCUCGACAUGAAAUGUCACGACAUGGCAGGGUGUUUUGUCUACCAUCUCUACGCGGGUGUGAGAGCUGGUGGAGGCAUUGGUGACGAGAUUGAAUCAGCAGACGGCGAUCCUUAUGAAUCUUGGCGUAUCCUGUUUGACAUCACGUUCUUCUUCUUUGUGAUUGUUAUCCUGCUGGCCAUCAUUCAGGGUUUGAUCAUUGAUGCGUUUGGAGAAUUGAGAGAUCAGCUGGAGCAAGUCAAAGAAGACAUGGAGUCUAAAUGUUUCAUAUGUGGCAUUGGCAAGGACUACUUUGAUAAAGUUCCGCAUGGCUUUGAGAGACACGUGAUGGAUGAGCACAACUUUGCUAAUUACAUGUUCUUCCUUAUGCACUUGAUCAACAAGCCAGAUACAGAAUACACUGGGCAGGAAACCUUCGUGUGGGAGAUGUACCAGGAGAGAUGCUGGGACUUCUUCCCGGUCGGUGACUGCUUCAGGAAGCAAUACGAGGACGUGCUCCAACCACAAAGUAGCUGAGGACCGCCAGCGGCAUCUUUUAACGGCUGACGUUACUAACUGGCUGAAGUAAGGCCUUAGGUUGAAAUAUUGUGACAAUUUGCGUAACAAUGCCCUAAGGUCAUAUUUGUCAUGACAGUUGAUGAAAACAUAAUCUUCAACGAGUGCAACAAGACAAAAUUUGAAAAGUAAUUGUACAGAGCUUGUGCCGGUUUGGAAUUUUUGCAUUUUGGGCCAACCAAAGCAACAACCAAGACAAAGUACAUGGUUGUAGUCCAAGUCGGAGUAAAUUCUGAUCCAAAGGACUUUUUAUGAAUUUAUUUAUUUAUUUGUAAGUAAUUAUUCAAUUUAUUCAUCAGUGAUGAUUUUCAUACUUGUAAUGAUUUUAAUGUUAAUGAGAUUAUAUUCAUUCAAUGAGGGAGUUAACCUCCCAGAGAGUAUUGUAAAUUUGAUUUCUAUCACAUCUUGCAAUCAUAUUCACCAAAGCUUUUACUUGCUUUUAUCACAAUACUUUCAAGUUAUUUCACUAAAUUCUUUUGGAUCCAAAGCCUAACUUUGUUUCCAUAAGUUGUGUUUCCUCUUGAGAAUGACAAUGGGUCAUCCAAGUUUUGCGUUAAGUUUUCUUGUUGUAUUUUGUUGGUUUGUCACCUGUUCAACAUGAACUGUCAAAUCCUUGCAGAUUACCAUUUGCUAGAAUAUUUUGAUGAAACUUAAAGGGGAAAUAUGGGCAUGAAAUUUCACUGUAUGUUUGCCGAUGAUGCUAAUGGUUUGCUAAUGGCUGCCUCAGAAAUUGCCCAGUUGAAAGGAUCAAGAGGAGCCAAAGUAACAAGUUAAAAGAUACAUUAAAGGGCCCCUGCCUUACUUUGGGACCGGUAUUCCUUUGAACAAGUGUCAUCAGCACCCUCCAGCCUUACCCAUAUUGUCCCUUUAAUGACUUUUCGUUGAUUUAUUCUUGAAAGGUCAAUCCGUGAUUACUUCUGACUGUUCAAACAGGUGACAUAUUAUUCGGAAGGAUGACCAGAAAUGACUACAUGUACUGUCGGAGGGUUUGUCAUGAUGUACCCCUCCUAAAAGAGGAGACCUGUUUUCUUGAAGGUUUAUGUGGUAAAAGUGCUUUUCUGUCUCACUUUCUGUCUUCCGGCAAAAAAAGUCACUCGAGUGAGAAAUGAGCAAAAUUGCUAAUUUUCCAUUGAAGUCUUGACUAUUUGCCAUUCAAACUUAAACACUUUUCAAAUGAAUAUAAUGCUUCACUUUUCAUUACAUUUUUUCAUCAUGGGCUACAUGUAUUUGUUUUGUAAAUGUGUGUAUGUACAUCCGUAGAUGAGUUGUGUAAGUUAUGUGGUUUACCUUUCGAAGAUUGUAAAUUUGACCCUCAGUAUAAUGUAUCAAAGUGUUAGCUUGAUUUGUGUACAAAAUAACUGCUGACCAUCUGAUCUGUGUUAAUUGUAAUUGCUGGCGAAACAAGAUGAGAUUGAAACUGAAAUGUUAAGUUUCGUAAUUUGAAUGGGCUUAAAUUGGUCAGUUUUUUGCAAACUAUCUUUGUAAGGUGUAUUGUACAGGUUGUGAAUAGGAUUGUUUAAUAGUCCCUGUGCAGAUAGACACCUCGGCAAUCACGUGAAACUUUUGUUAAUCUUGAUUUAAUAUAAGUACAUAAAAAGAAACAAAAAUAUUUCUUGUGUGAGACCUCUUGAACUGAUAAUGUCUUCCAUUGGCAAGAUAGUCAUGUAGGAUAGUGAAGGACUGAUUGCAGCGGCGGGUUUUCUCUUGCUUAAGCAGCUGUAGGACAUAGUAAACAUACAUACAUGUACAUAGAUAUUGGUAAGAUUUUGAAAAGAAAAAAAAAGUUUGUCUAUGGAACACAAUACCUGAUGCAUGGAGACCUACGUAUCUAUCAAAUUUCAAAAUGUGACAAUUUCAUUCUGAGUUCAAAGUUUUCGAACAACUACUAUUGUAGUCCGAUGUUUUAAACGUGUCACCUAGUCCCCAGUUUGUUAUAUGCUUACCUAUCGGUGUGUCAUUUUAUGCAGUUAAAGCUCUUGGGUCUGUGGUUGAAAUGCAUUAUGAUAUUGGACACACUGUGUCAAAUUGUGAUGGGAUCUUGCCCAAAUUGUCAUGAGUGCCGGUUGAAGAGCCAGAUACCCUUUGGACUGUUUUAUACCCUGUUAUGUAUAGAAUAUGGUAAUGUGAAUUACUUCAUCAUUUUAAUAAAAGACUUCAUCAAAA